Molecule: messenger RNA, 6381 nt
Organism: Schistocerca americana (American grasshopper)
Lineage: Eukaryota; Metazoa; Arthropoda; Insecta; Orthoptera; Acrididae
Product: dynein axonemal heavy chain 7-like
Exons: 34
Coding region: 1-6381 (2126 amino acids)
Biological process (GO): microtubule-based movement
Cellular component (GO): dynein complex
Molecular function (GO): dynein light intermediate chain binding; dynein intermediate chain binding; minus-end-directed microtubule motor activity
Source: RefSeq, a predicted model, not a curated record
AUGUCUCAUGAGAAUCAGGUACCACGAUCUCUAGACAAGGUGGACGUGGCAGUUCCUUCCAAAGGCCUUAUUUAUGAUCACAUGUACACCUUUAAAGAAAAAGGAACCUGGGUAUAUUGGCCAGAACUACUCAGAGGCAUGGAGGCAGAAGAGAUGACAAAUGUACACCCCAUCUUGGUUCCAACAGUUGACUCUGUUAGGUCGCAAUAUGUAAUGGAGCUUCACAUGCGUAAUGGGGUACCCAUGCUCCUGGUUGGCCAUUCUGGAACAGGAAAGAGUUUAUAUUAUCAAAAUCUGCUAAAUAGAUUAUCGCAAGACAAGUACACCCCAGCAUCUGUUAUAUUUACGUCACAAAUAACAGCAAAUGAUGUGCAGGAGCAGAUCCUUUCUAAAUUAAAUAAAGGGAAGAAUGGACUAUAUGGUCCCCAAAAAGGCAAACUUUGUGUAACAUUGAUUGAUAAUUUGAACAUGCCAUUAAAGGCGCAGCAUGGAGCGCCAACACCAAUAGAACUCCUGAGGCAAUAUUUUGAUCAGGGACAUUGGUAUGACUUAAAAACUGGAGGAAAAAUAUUCUUGCAAAAUAUUUUAUUUUUUGCUGCCAUGAGACUUCCAGCGGGUAUCCAUCAGUGUGUAACCAAACGGUUACUUCAUCAUCUAAAUGUAUACUUCAUGAACAAUUUUUCUGAUGAAACUGUGACAAAAAUAUUUUCAUCAACAUUAAUGACAAAUCUGAAGAAAAAUGGUUUUGCUGCUGAUGUUAUGUCCACUGUUCAAAACAUCGUUCAAGCUACUCUAAGUGUCUAUACAUCAGCAAUGAAAACUCUGCGCCCAACACCAGCAAAUUCUCAUUAUAUUUUCAAUCUGCGUGACUUUUCACGAGUAAUCCAAGGGUGUUCCCUCAUUAGGAAAGAAUCAGCAGACAACAAGCAAUUUUUCACCAGGUUAUGGGUGCAUGAAGUUCUUCGUGUUUACUAUGAUCGUCUUGUGGAUCAGAAGGAUCGGACAUGGCUGUUCGAAAAAAUUGUGUCUUGCAUGGGAGAAAACUUUAAUGAACGAUUUAAAGAGACCUUUGACAAUUUGAAAGACAAUUCAGGACAGGUAACAGAAGAAUGUCUAAGAAAUCUAAUAUUUGUAAACUGUGUUGAUGGAGAGAAAAAAUAUGAAGAAGUUUUAAAUUUUGAUAAAUUUUUGAAUGUUGCAAUGACAGCUCUUGACCAGUACAACAAAGAUCAAACCAAUAAAUUGAAUAUUGUUUUAUUUAAGUUUGCAUUGGAACACCUUUCCAGAAUUUGCAGGAUUCUUAUUACCCCUUUCUCCCAUGGUUUACUCAUUGGUGUUGGAGGUUCAGGAAGACAGUCACUUACAAGACUUGCAGCAGCUUUGUCAGGAAGUCUUAUCUUUCAACCUGAUAUAACUGAAACUUAUGAUCUGCAUCAGUGGAGAGAUGAUCUAAGGAACCUACUCAAAAACUGUGGUGGCAGAAGUUUGGAGACAGCUUUUCUGAUUACUGAAGCACAAAUUAAAGAGGAGGUAUUUUUAGGUGACAUAGAACUCCUUUUGGAUUCUGGUGAAGUUCCAAACAUAUUCUCUGUUAAUGAGAAACAGGAAAUCUUGGAGCUUGUGCGACUUUCUGCCCAAGGAGGGAAUAGCAAUCUAGAUAUCAGUGCACUUUCAGUAUUCUCCUUCUUUGUCAAUCAGUGUAGGCAGAAAUUACACCUCAUAUUAUGCAUCAGUCCUGCCAGCUCAUCAUUUCGCAAGUGGCUACAUCUUUAUCCUUCAGUUAUAAACUGUUGUACAGUUAAUUGGUUUCAGGUCUGGCCUGAAGAUGCACUGGACAAAGUUGCUCAUCAUUACAUACAAGAUGUGAAGAUUUCAGAUGAUGUUAAGAGCUCCUUAGUAGUGGCAUCAAAAUAUUUUCAUGUAACAACAAGAGAGUUAACUACUCAGUUUUAUGAGUCAACAGGACAGAAGAUAUACAUUACCUCCACAGCAUAUGUUGAGCUAGUAACAUUAUUUAAGGAUUUAAUUAACAUCAAACAGUAUGAAAUAUUGAAAGUUAAACAGAGAUACAUGAUUGGUCUUGAGAAGUUGUUGUUUGCUGCAGAACAAGUAUGUGCACUGCAGCAAGAACUCUCUACUCUAAGGCCAAAACUUGUUUCAGCAGCUAAUGAAACUGCAGAAAUGAUGUUGGUUAUAGAAAGGGAAACAUCACAGGUUGAAAAAGCAUCAGCACAGGUACGAGAAGAUGAGAAAAUUGCAAAUACCCAAGCAGCUGCUGCUCAAGAGCUUAAAAAUGAAUGUGAAGCAGAUCUCGCUCAAGCUAUCCCAAUUCUAGAGGAUGCCAUUGCAGCAUUAAACACAUUGAAACCAACAGAUAUCACCCUUGUCAAAUCAAUGAAAAAUCCACCAGACACUGUCAAGUUAGUUAUGGCAGCUGUAUGUGUCAUGAAAGAUAUUAAACCAGAUCGAAUUAAUGAUGCAGCUACAGGCAGGAAGAUAAUUGAUUUUUGGGGACCUAGCAAAAAACUGUUGGGAGAUAUGUAUUUCCUUCAAAGCCUCAAGGAUUUUGAUAAAGAUAACAUACCAUUACCUAUAAUGAAGAAGAUUCGUACAGAAUAUCUCCCUAAUAAAGAUUUUAAGCCACACAUUGUAGCCAAAGCAUCUAGUGCUGCUGAAGGUUUGUGUAAAUGGGUCAUGGCUAUGGACAUGUAUGAUGCUGUCAAGAAGGAAGUUGCACCCAAGAAAGCCAAAUUACAAGUUGCAGAAAGAGAAUACAAUGCAACUAUUGCUCUUCUAGAAGAGAAACGUGCACAAGUUAGGAAGCUGGAAGAACAGUUAGCAGAACUUAAUGCAAAAUUAAAUGAGGCAAAUCAAAGAAAAAAAGUGCUGGAGAAUGAGGUUGCAGCAUCUACCAACAAGCUCAUGAGAGCUGAGAAGUUAAUUGGUGGCCUGGGAGGAGAGAAAGCACGGUGGUCAGCAGCCGCAGAAGCUCUGCAAAGGGACUACAAUUCACUGGCAGGAGAUUUACUUAUGGCUUGUGGGGUAAUAGCUUAUUUGUCUCCAUUCACAGCUUCAUUCAGGAGUAAAUGCGUAAAAGACUGGCACUGCUUCAUAAAGACGCUGAAAGUACCAUGUUCAGAUGAUUUCAGUAUAAUGAAUGUUCUGAGUUCUGAAGUCAAGGUGCAAACUUGGAAUAUCUGUGGACUACCAAGGGAUGACUUCUCAACAGAAAAUGGAGUAAUUGUUGAUACUACAAAAAGGUGGUCACUAAUGGUAGAUCCACAAGGACAAGCAAACUCUUGGAUUAAAUCUAUGGAAACAAAGAAUGGUCUGGUAAAAGUAAAAUUUUCUGAUAGGCAAUAUACAAAAAUCCUUGAGGACUGUGUCAGGUUUGGGAAGCCUGUUCUACUUGAAAAUGUGAGUGAAGAAUUGGAAACACCCUUGGAACCUAUAUUAAGAAAGCAAAUGAUCAGAAAAGGUGAUCUCUUGUAUAUAAGUUUUGGAAGAAAGAUGAUAGAAUACAACACAGGAUUUCGCUUUUACAUGACAACCAGUUUAAGGACCCCACAUUUUUCUCCAGAAAUAUACAGCAAAGUCACAAUUAUCAAUUUUGUUCUUACUGUUGAAGGACUGGAGGAUCAACUUUUGGCAAUUGUUGUGAAAAGUGAAAGGCCAGAGUUGGAAGAGACACGCCAAAAUCUGAUUGUUGAAAGCACUUCUCAUCGAGAAUCACUAAAGCAAGUUGAAGAUGAUAUUUUAAUUGCUCUGUCACAGAGCAGUGGUAACAUAUUGGAAGAUGAAAGAGCUAUAAAAAUAUUGGACUCAUCCAAGGUGCUGUCUGAAGAAAUUACAGUGAAACAAAUAGCAGCUAAGGAGACUCAGAAAAGAAUAGAUAAUUUCAGGCAGAGUUACCAACCUGUUGCUCAUCAUGCAGCUCUCCUUUACUAUUGCAUUUGUGAUCUUCCAAAUAUUGAAUACAUGUACCAGUUUUCACUGGAGUGGUUCAUAAAUCUGUACAUUUCAUCUCAUGGAAAGAACAAAACAAUGCAGCAGCAGAAGCAUUUAAAAUAUAUUCGAGAGUCCUUUACAUAUAACCUGUACACUAAGGUCUGCCGCUCAUUGUUUGCGAAAGAUAAACUGCUGUUCUCAUUCCUGAUCUGUACAACAAUUAUGAUGUCUAACAAUCAGCUUUAUCCUGAAGAAUUAGCUCUUUUGCUCUCUUCAGGGGGCUGUGAGAACGAAAUGUUGAAUCCAUGUGAGGAAUGGCUUCCUCAAGAGCUAUGGCAAAAGAUUUGUUUCAUAAGCCAGGCACCGUAUUUUGCAGGAUUUUCAGAAAGUGUGGAAACAAGGCAAGAGGAAUGGAAAAUAUAUGUGAACCACUUGCAGCCACAGACUGAGAAGUUACCAGCACCUUGGGAAACAAGGCUUUCUCACUUUCAAAAAUUAAUUGUGUUAAAAAUAUUCCAUCCAAGCCAGGUAAUAGAUGCAGUUGCUUUAUUUAUUGAAAAUCUAAUGGGCAGAAAGUAUGUAACACCACCAACAUUUGAUCUGGAAAAAUCAUUUGAAGAUUCAGACAUCACAUCACCACUACUGUUUAUCCUGUCACCUGGUACUGACCCCACAGAGGAACUAGAUAAAUUUGCUAAGGGAAAGGAUUACACUUCUAAGUUACAUGUAGUAUCACUUGGAGAAGGACAGGAAGAUGCUGUAAAAAAUUUGCUUACAUUUGCUCAGGAAGGAGGAGAAUGGGUGUGUUUACAGAACUGCCACUUAGCAGUUCCAUGGAUGAACACUUUGGAAAAUAUAUGGGAAAACAUAAGCAGUGAAAAUACAAAACACAGUUUUAGAUUAUGGCUCACAAGCUACUCAACAAAAAAGUUUUCACAAGCAAUUCUGCAGAAGAGUGUAAAGAUUGUCAAUGAGACUCCAGCAGUACUGAAGGAAAAAUUACUUCAUUCAUUCAUAUCAGGAAUAAUUAAGGAACCAGAGUUCUUCAAUGGAUGCAAGGGAAAGGACAAAGAGUUCAGAAGACUUUUAUAUUCAUUAUGUUUUUUCCAUGCUGUUAUACAAGAAAGGCGGAAAUAUGGUGCUAUUGGAUGGAACAGACCAUAUAAUUUCAAUGAAUCAGAUCUGAAUAUUUCAAUCAGACAGCUUCAGGUACACAUAAAUCAAUCAGUUGAUGUUCCUUACGAAGCCAUCAGGUACUUAGUAGGAGAGUGUAACUAUGGUGGACAUAUACUGGAUGAAUGGGACCAAAGAACACUUAACACCAUACUUUUAGAUUUCAUCAACAGCAGUGUUGUAUACAGUCAACAUUACACAUUCUCCUCAACAAAUAAAAAAUACAGUCUCCCUAUAGAUACAACAUACAAAUUUUUGCACUUAUUGAAUUUGUUGCAGGCACUUCCUACUCAAUCAACAACUGAAAUACUUGGUCUUCAUUCUAAUGCUGGAAUUAUAUGUGGAAUUAAUGAAUCCAGGCAUUUCAUUCAAAGCCUACGAUCUGCAUAUGGUAACUUGUUAAGUGCGAAAUAUAAAGACUUACACAUGGUGGAUCACAUGCUGAUGCAUAUAUUGCAGAAGAUACCAGAUAAAUUUGAUGAGAAAUAUAUAUGUGAUAAGUAUCCAGCACUCUAUCAAGAAACCAUGAAUUCAGUACUGAAUCAAGAAGUUGGACGUUUCAAUACUCUGUUAAACACCAUUAAAACUAGUCUUCAUACACUUCUAGAUUGUGUUAAUGGUUUAUCAUCCCUCACUUCUACAUUUGAAGAUGUUAUCCUUUCCUUGGUGGAGAAUCGAGUUCCUUCUCUCUGGAUUAAAGCAUCAUAUCCCAGUGUGAAACUACUAGGUAGCUACAUCUCAGAUCUGCAAAAACGUGUAAAUUUUUUUAAAGACUGGUGUGAAAAAGGAAUACCAUCAUCUUUUUGGUUACCAGGAUUCUUCUUCACUCAAGCCUUUCUUAGUGCAAUUAAGUUAAAUUAUGCCAGAAAACAUGGCAUUCACAUUUGCAUGUUGGACUUUGACUUUGAAGUUCUUUCAGUUUAUUCUGUGAAUGAGGCUCCAGAUGAUGGUGUCUAUACAUAUGGAUUGUUUUUGGAUGGUGCUCGUUGGGAUUGUAUCAGGAACCAGCUGGCAGAUCAAUAUCCGAAACAAAUACAGGAAGAGAUGCCAAUAAUUUGGAUUAAAAUUGCAGAGAUCUCUAAGUUAACAUGGAGAAACUUUUACGUAUGUCCACUCUACAGAACACCUGAACGUCGAGGAAUAAUUAUGACAAAUGGGCUAUCAACAAAUUUUGUGCUAGCUAUGUUAUUACCAAGUGAACUUCCUCAAUCCCACUGGAUAAAGAGAGGAGUAGCACUUCUCUGCCAAACAAAUAAAUAA